CCGCGACUUCGGUCAUCGGUGAUUUCAUUCGCUCGCUCGCUCUCUCCCUCUCUCUCUCUCUCUCUCUGUCGUCUCGGAGCUCUAGGCCUCCUCUCUCGCGUGCACGCAUACUCGCGCAUCGUAUAUACGCGCCAAUAGGGCAAUACGUGUACGCGCGGGAACGUUCGUGUCUCUCUCUCUUACUCCGUCUCCCUCUCUUCCUACGUACAAUCCUGCUCCGUCACUCACUCUCACUCUCUCUCUCUCUCUCUCUCUCUCUCUCUCCCUUGCUCCGUCUUUCGCGCGCGCCUUUGACAAUCUCGUCGUCGCCGCCGCCGCGCUCUGUUGACACGGCGCGGAUCGCCGGGCCAUUCCCUUUCGUUUCCCACUUCGUGGGGGCCUCGUCGACGGAUCGCUUCGCCCGGCGAUCGCCGUAUGUACCGUGACAAAGCACCGCGCCUCGUCUCGCGCAUCCUCUGCCGUGCCACGUCUCCUCUCUUUCCGCCUGUCUCGACGUUCUCUUUUCCUUUUUUUCUUCCUCUCUCGGUCUCUCUCUCUCUCUCUCUCUCUCUCUCUCUAUCUGUUUGAUCGCACUCUCUAUCGUGUCUCGUUUUCUACGAUCUAGAGAGUCGCGCGCGCAAAAGACGUCAAGUUCGACAACUGAACCAGCGGGUGUUUUAAAUUCCGACUUUUCGAUCCACGUUUGACGUCUUCCUCUUCCUUUCCUCGUCUGGCUCUUUCUCGCUUUCUCUCUCUCUCUCUAUCUUCCUCGAUUACGUGUGGGCGGUCGUGCCUGUGGAACGUCGUUAAUGGAGGACCGCUUCUACGGCGGUAGCUGCUCCUACGGUGACUCUGCAACUUCGUCGCGCGAACAUCGUGAAAAUAGCGGCGCACGUCUCCGCAGCGCCGCUACGUUCUCGCUGUCCACGUCGCCGUCGUCUUUGUGCAUCAUCCGCGCGGGCGAGUCGCACUCCGCAUCGAGUAUCUCGUAUCGCGGUGUCGCAGCCACCGUCGUCAUCAUCGUCAUCGUCAUCGUCGUUCUCGAGAAGUCGCCGUUGUCGACGUAGUCACGCGCGCGCCGCCCGCUGCCAUCCGCGCGCAGAACGACGGCGCCCACUCUAGGAUGUGGCGCAUCGGAGGAGAUGGAACUUAUCACCUUAAAGUGUUGGUCCCCGGUGUGGCGGCCGGGGCCAUUAUUGGGAAAGGUGGAGACACAAUUGCUCAACUUCAAAAGGAUACAGGGGCAAGGGUGAAAAUGUCUAAAUCGCACGAUUUCUAUCCGGGAACUACCGAAAGGGUAUGCCUGAUCACUGGUACUGUAGACGCUAUAAUGGAAGUUAUGGAGUUUAUCAUGGAUAAAAUACGCGAGAAGCCUGAUCUUACCUCGAAAACUACAGUCGACUUCGACUCUGGUAAAGCUACCGCGGAGAGAGACAAGCAGGUCAAAAUUUUAGUACCUAAUAGCACCGCGGGGAUGAUAAUAGGAAAAGCCGGGAAUUACAUUAAGCAAAUUAAGGAAGAAUCCGGCUCGUACGUCCAAAUAAGUCAGAAGGCUAAAGAUCUAUCUCUUCAAGAGCGAUGUAUAACGGUGAUCGGUGAGAAAGAGAAUAAUCACAGGGCGUUACAUAUGAUCUUAGCCAAAGUAGCGGAUGAUCCGCAAAGCGGUACUUGUCUUAAUGUCAGUUACGCGGACGUAAGUGGUCCGGUUGCCAACUACAAUCCUACAGGCAGUCCUUAUGCUCAAGCCCCCACAAGCACUCCCACGUACACAUCCACAGCUGGUUUGAAUACAGUGAGUCUCUUGAACGGUGCUGGUUUGAGUCUUAACCUGAAUCUGGGCGCGGCCAUUACAGCGGGCACGGCACCAGUGACGACGCAACUGCUGGAACAUAUAAAACUAAAUCUACGUACGACAGGUUUCUCCGAGCCCGCCGCCACAGAGAUACUCGCCGCGAUCGCAACUCUCGCCAAGUACAAUAUCCUCGGGAUGGGCAUAGGGAUGCCGUCUAGUAUGAGCUACCUGGGCAAUCCGAUGGACAGUACGACGACCGCGAACGGCUCGAACAACAAUGGCGGUGUAUUUGGACCGAUCGGGACCGUGCCUGCACUCGGAUCGACCUCGCCGACGCCACGCAAUACCCUCGAUCGUUACGAGCCGUUCGAUCCAUUCCGACAGAACAACACCGCCGCCAGCGCGAUACAUCUGAACAACAAUUCAUUUGGCCUGGGCACUAACCAGUUAUCACUUGUAAGUAAGAGUCCUACACAGGUAGACGCCAACAACAAGGAGACCAAGAAAGUAGACAUAGAAAUUGCAGAGGUUAUAGUGGGAGCUAUUCUGGGACCCGGUGGUCGUGCCCUCAUUGAGAUUCAGCACCUAAGUGGCGCCAACAUACAAAUCUCUAAGAAGGGCAUGUUCGCCCCUGGUACCAGGAACCGCAUAGUGACUAUCACGGGUUAUCCCAAUGCAAUCAACACUGCUCAAUACUUGAUCGAGCAGAGGAUCAGUGAAGAGGAGGCGAAGCGAGCACGUCAGAAUGCCAUCGCCAGUAAAGUAAAGCGCUUGCGACGGCAUGCCGCAAAGUUCGGCCAAGACGAGGGGGAGAUCGAGGGAGGAAAAAGGACAGCUUCGUCAUGCAGCGCGCACGAAAAUAAAGUUAACAUGCUCGGUUAAGCGUGAUAACGGAUAUUUCGCGCGAUGACGUCCGUAUUUGUUUUUCGAUGACGACGAGAGAUCAGGAUUCAGGAUUCUCUUCCCCUAAAUGAAUGUAAACGACGCGUGGAGGACAAAUCUCCACAUGCGAUAUACUUCGGGUAAGAAUCAAACGUAAAACGCAAAAAGAAAACACGGAUUACGUAUAGAAGCCAUAGCGCGAUCAGCCAGUCUAACAUAAGUAUUCUCCUUAGUGUAAUGUUGAUUUAUAAAGAGUAUACCGCCUGUUAUGAAUUUUAGUGAUCGUAUACUAUGAUUCGUAGAGUUUGCGACAUUGAAAGUGUUAUUUUAAAUAGCGAUUCAACGGUGUCUCUCUUCGAGAUGUGCAGUUUUAAUCGCUUAUCUGAUACAGCGGAAAAUGUCUCGGGAAUAUCUUCUCAGUUAACAACAAAGUGUGAAGUAUAGAUAUAUUUUUCAAGAUCUGUGGGAUUGAGAAAAGAUAAAAGAGAGGUAAAAGAUUCUAAUACAUAUUUCCGAGAAGAGUGUAAUUAAUGAAUCUGCUCUAUAAAAUGAUUACUCUGCAACGCUGAAGAAUAUCAUUUUUUACAGUAUCUCGAGGAUAUACACAGUUGUCAUUAAAUUAAAAUAACACUUUCGAUUAAACUUUCCUGAGAUCGAUUAACGGCGUAUGUGCAUAUAUAUAUAUAUAUAUAUGCAUCAGUACGUGUAUAUGUCUAUCUUCAACGUAUAUUACAUAAUACCGAGAUAUAUAACGGUGAAAUCAACAAUUCCGUGUGCAAAGUCGUGUUCCGCGUGCGAUCAAUAUUGGAGCAGAUAAUCUUGUCGCAAAUAUUUGAUUGAUAAUUGACGUGCCGCAAUAUAUUGAACGUACAUCAACAGUAGGAUGUUUUUAUUGGCGACAAGAUUGUCGUUACCUGCGCAACGAUAUUAAUUCGCAUAGGAGUCUCUUUUAACCCUUUCCGAAACGAUCCCGAUCGAAGUUGCGCAUCGACUACAUGAAUAAACGCUAUUAUCUUCAAUUUCUCUCUCAAGAUUCGCGUAUUCGAUUAUCAUUGAAGCAAGAUGGUAAAUGUUUUUCGAUGCAUAUUUGCGAGAGAGAGAGAGAGAGAGAGAGAGAGAGAAAUUAGCGUAUAUUCUCUCGAAAAAGAUGGGAAUCCGCGAGAUCGUGGAAAUGGAAAGGAUUAAACGAUUCGCGUGUAUCAUAUCGUCGAGGAUUUUCCAAUAGGAAUGACGACGAUGCAUUCGCGCACGAGGUGGCAAAGCAGUAUUGAUCGGCCAGUCGAUGUUACCUACGAGUUGUUUAACGAGAGGACAUACCGUUGCAAUAGACCCGACAGUCGUCGCCACCAAAACCAUUUCCCCACCCCCUUUCCCCUCCUUGUUAAAAUCUUUUAUUUUUUCAUACAACGCUUUGUUUUGUACAGUUUAAGAUAUAUUUCUUUGUUUCUACUUGCUAAGACAGUGGCGUGUCGCCAGUCGAUAGGACUGUACACAGGACAGUUAGACGCAUAGACAUGUAGCUAGUUUCUUAAAUCUCUAAUGAAAUAUUAUAAAACAAAUUAUAAAACACGAUCGAACCUGUCCGACACGAAAGAGGAAAGAGAGAUAAAUAUAUAAUUCUAUGUAUCUGCGUAUAUAUGUACGUGUAUACUCUCUCGUACGCGCAUGAGAAUACUAAAGAAGAAUAUUAAGGGGGGAGAGAGAGAGAGAGAGAGAGUUGAAAUAUAUACAACCCUUUUCGCAGGAAAAAGAAAAGAGAGAGAAAAACCGCGAGGAAAAGGUGUAGCAUAGUAAUCAGGGAACUGUAGGAAUUGCAUUGACUCGCCUCAAUUCUAAUUACGACUAUUGUUACAAUAACUAUUAAAUGAAUCUUCGACACUCCGUCGCCGCGCGUAAGGGUGACUCGUGUGUCACGUUACUUGGCUGUGUGUGCUAGGCUACAUCGUAAAGAUCAUGUUCCAUCGUACUUUCUCAUCGCAUUAAUCUCCAUUAAGAUCCGAUGUGAAGACAAAAAAAAAAAAGAUUGAAAAAAAGAAAGAAAGAAAACGCAAAAUAGAGGCAGAAAGUGAUAUUCGAAAUCGCGCCAAGAGUUUAUAAUAAUAAUAAUAAUAAUAAUAUUAAUCUGCUGCAUGUCACUCCACAUCCUUUAGUGCCAUAUCGAACCUAUCCUCCUUCUUUCCCCCUCCCCCCUUCCUAAUUCAUCAGCCACCACACUUGUUAACGUUUGACAGUAGAACGUAUUGUUAAAGAUGUGUAUAUCCUGCACGACAGGCAGGCCGUUUUCAAUUAAGAGUCGGACAUUUAUUUCCCAUUAAUAUGCUAAAUAUAUAUAAUAUAUCGUUAUGGAGUAUAUAUUUUACGAGAUACAUCUUUAUAUACUCCUAUAUACAUAUAUAUUCUUAGUUUGCAGUAAAAGUGGGACUCACGCAGCAAUCAGGAAUAUUACGAGGAUAGAAAAAAAGAGGGAGAGGGAUUUAAUUAGCUUUCGCUGUAAUAGACACUGAGCUGCAAAUUGAGAGAAAGAGUUAUUUAUAAACAACACUUUAUAAUUUCGGCAUUGUCGCGUUGUGCACGUGUUUGCGUUUCCUAACUUUUUUUCUUUCACACGCGUGUAUCUUGUUCCACAGUUUGUCCUACACGAUUGACGAUAAUAAUUUAAAAAAAAAUCAGAGAUGCAACAAUUUCUGGAGUAAUAUUGCUGCACGAUAAAUUUGAUCGAAAUUAAUCGUUACGAUUACUGGCUGAAAAGAAAAAGAGAGAAAAUUGGUUUAGACGAAUUUAUUAUAAAAGUCAGUAAUUUUAAUAAUACUGCGCGAACGUUCUUAUAAAAAACAUAUCGGUGAAAAGAAUUUAUAUCGAAAGUGUUUUGUACCGAGAGGGCCUAAUGGAUCGAUGGAUAACAAUUCAAAUAACAAUUUAAAAAAAGAGAAAAUACAAACAUAUAUAUAUAUAUAUAUAUAUAUAUAUAUAUAUAUGUAUGUAUACACAAAUGUUAGCUAUUUGCGAUAUAUAUUACAAUCAAUUAUUGUUUCAGAAAGAAUGUUGCAUUUGUCUCUACAUUAAGAGUUUUACUUAUCUAUACUUGUUAGUUUACUGCCACUUUUUUGCAAUCGUUCGCUAUAAUCAAAUGUUUAAAUGAUAGGGCGAAUUCGCCAAGAUAGCCAAGGAAAUCAAUGUAAAACGUAAUAUAUAUUACACUAAGGGACAUGUUACGCUAAGAUAUAUCGUUAUAGAGAACGUCGCAAAAAAAAAAAAAGAGGAAAUUAUUUAUUGCAUCGUGUAUCGGAUCGAUUGACAAUAGCGGAGACGAAGUUUUAUUAUAAAUGUAGUACGAAAGAUAUACAGAUUAUCGAAGAUACAGCACACAGAGAUCAUUCGAUUAGCGACGACAUGAGAUAUAUUUCCCAUAUCACAAUCUUCGUUUAUCUAGUUCAGCAUCAUUCUCAUAAAGUAGCGCGGAAGGCCAUUUAAUCGAAAGAGAGAGAGAUAGAGGGAGAGAAAGAAUAGAAUCAACUAAAAAAAGAAAGAAAAUUAAUGUAUCGAAACGCACAUAACGAAGGGACGUUACGUGUGUGUCCACGCGACAACCAAAACACACAUUCGUUACAAAAUAAUUAAGAGGGUUGUACAAAAUUGUAUGUAAUGUUAUUUUAUCGGAAGUGAGAAUAUUAUAAUAGAGUUAGACUGUUAAUAUGGUAUAUUAUUUUGGGUAAGAGCGUAUAAUGUAAGAAAGAGAGAAGAAAUAUGAAAAAAAAAAAGAAUUACACAAGACGUGAGAUCGUUGUUGUUGAGGUAGAAGUAGCACAUAUAGCAGCUCGGGG
This is a messenger RNA of Formica exsecta, 6474 nucleotides long. It is a transcript of the gene pasilla, whose product is annotated as RNA-binding protein Nova-1. The coding region runs from base 1103 to 2653 and encodes 516 amino acids. The transcript has 6 exons. The record is from RefSeq and is a predicted model, not a curated record. Gene Ontology annotation, cellular component: cytoplasm; nucleus. NCBI's taxonomy places the organism in Eukaryota, Metazoa, Arthropoda, Insecta, Hymenoptera, Formicidae. Gene Ontology annotation, biological process: regulation of alternative mRNA splicing, via spliceosome; mRNA splicing, via spliceosome. Gene Ontology annotation, molecular function: mRNA binding.